Messenger RNA from Kockovaella imperatae, 1002 nucleotides. RefSeq lists its product as hypothetical. NCBI's taxonomy places the organism in Eukaryota, Fungi, Basidiomycota, Tremellomycetes, Tremellales, Cuniculitremaceae. The transcript is spliced from 2 exons. The record is from RefSeq and is a predicted model, not a curated record. The annotation marks the transcript as partial.
UCGGUGUCUUCGGCCAUCGCCAGUCUCUCUCCUUCCGCUACCAUCAGUGCAGACUCCGCGGUCUCCGCUUCCGCUUCUGCCAGUGAGGCCGCCUCUGUCGCCGCAUCUGUCGCCCCCGUCUCCGCUUCCCCUGCUCCUUCUGCAUCCAGCGGUGGCGGCGGCGGCGGAUCCUACAAUAAUGCCUCAUCGAAUGCCAUCUUCCCCUUGGGUACAGGAUCCGCCAGCUGGACCACAGACCCAGAUAUCAGCGGAGCCCUAUCCUUCGACGCCGCUCUCAAUCCGCUAACAGCUGGGUCCUUGCCAACCAUCACGACCGCUCCAGAUGGUUCUCAAGCUAUGAGCGCGACGUAUCCUGCUGGUAUCGUCGGACUCAAGAGCGGAGGCGGAUACAGCUUCUACUCUGAGGCUGAGCACAACGGAGUCGACGUCACUGGUGCCUCGGAGAUCUCAUUCACCUACUCUGUCUACUUUCCCGAUGGGUUCGACUUUGUCAAGGGUGGCAAACUUCCAGGUGUCUACGGUGGAACUUCCCUCGAAGCUUCCAAGACGUGCUCAGGAGGUCGACAAACCGAUAGGUCUGCCUGUUUCUCCGCUCGAACCAUGUGGCGAACCAAUGGAAUGGGAGAAAUUUACAACUAUCUCCCUCCAGGCGCUACAUCUGCAAACCCCAACUACUGCUCUAUUGCUCCCAUGUCGAUCUGCAACCCUGAUUAUGGUGAUUCCAUCGGUCGAGGCGCCUUCACCUUUGCUACUGGCGCUUGGACAACCAUUUCUCAGAGGUUCAAGAUGAACGACUUUGGUCAGAGCAAUGGAGAACAAGAGUUGUAUGUCAAUGGAGAGAGCAAGAUCCUCAUCUCAAACAUGGCCUACGCUCAGGAGGAGGGCACGAAGAUCUACGGUAUCAUGGCGCAGACCUUCUUCGGCGGAAGUGAUGUCAGUUGGGCUUCCCCAUACGACCAGACUGCCUACUUCAAAGAUUGGUCCAUGGCUAUCUUGGCGUAG